CCUUUGAAGCCAUUGGAUCUUCCCAAGAUCCUUCUUGAACAUCAAUUUGCCCUUUCAGAUCAAGGUUGGACGACCAUAACCUACGAUGACCCCUCGGAUAGUCUCUACAACAGCUCGCAAGCGCUCUUCGAGGCCAGCAGGAGGUUCUUUGACCUCCCGGACUCCUACAAGCAGGGGUUCAAGACGGAAGGGGGAAGUGAAGAAGGCUGGAGCCGGGUCGAGGGAGAAAAGGAAUUCAUUACUCUUCGGAGUCUCGAUUCAACGCCUGCAGAGCUGAAGGAUGCCGCGGUGGCCUUCUGGAGCGAGGCUGGAGGACUCCUGAACCAGUUAUUGGGAUGCAUAGCCAAGAGUCUGGGCUUGCCUGCCGAGGCAUUAACCGUCUACUCUCAGCCUUGCGCCGAAUUACGCCCCGAAAAGACCGCAACUCUCUUGCGGCUAUUCAGGUACGAGGGGUUCGAGGGAAACCAAGCCAAGACUGUCGCUGAACCUCAUAGAGACCUCGGUCUACUCAGCCUUGUCAUCGGCGACACACCGGGACUGGAAGUCUGGGACCGCCACGCUCGGAGAUGGUUCCCGAUUGAACAGACCUACUAUUGUCCAGCCGGCAGUCUUCUUGUUGGUCGACAACUCCAACGUUUGACCAACGGCCGAUAUACAGCUGGGGGUCACCUAGUCCGCUCAUAUCCAGAUCCUCCCUCUCAACCCAAACAACCCAACGAGUUUACCCGUCGGAACUACCGAUAUUCCAUCGUCUUCGUCCUGCGAGCCCAUUCACCGGUCCUAGUCAAUACCGAUAAUUUGACGACUCCAAUCACAGGCCAAUUCCAAAGUCCGCUCAGGAAUAUCGAAGCGCACGAACUGUUUACUGAAAUUAAAAAAGCUCAUAUCAAUAUCAACACCGGCAUCGAGGAGAGGAACGAGCAGAGGCAGAAACUCGUGGAAAAG
Molecule: messenger RNA, 945 nt
Organism: Amorphotheca resinae ATCC 22711
Lineage: Eukaryota; Fungi; Ascomycota; Leotiomycetes; Helotiales; Amorphothecaceae
Exons: 2
Molecular function (GO): dioxygenase activity
Source: RefSeq, a predicted model, not a curated record